GCUGCGAGCGCGCUUUGUUCCUCGUCUCCGCGCGCCAGCUUUUCUUCGUUAAGAUGGCCGGCGACGAGAGCUACGGCAACGUUUCCACGAUGGCCGCCGGAGAGCCUCACGCGGACCCUGAGCUGCCGCGGCCGGAGGCCAGGAACACGGAGGUGGAGUUCGCCAACAUGUUUGCACGCUUCGCUCGCCUGGCGCCGUUCAUGCAUCGUCUCCCGCCGGCAGGCCCAAACGUCUUCGUGCUGAGCGUGCGGUCGGGGGACGAGUUCCCGGGGCCGGCGGCGUCGGAGCGGACAGUGGGUUCGUCGGCGUCCCGGCGUCGGGCGAUGCCAUGGCUGCUCUGCCGGAGACGACGGUGGGCGACGGCGGGGCGGGGGAGGAGGAGGAGGAGUGCGCGGUGUGCCUCGAGGGCUACGCGGCGGGCGACCGGAGGCGGACGAUGCCGUGCUCGCACGGCUUCCACGGGCACUGCAUCCUCCGCUGGCUCGCGGCCAGCCGCCUCUGCCCGCUCUGCCGCUUCGCGAUGCCGGCCGAGGUGGAACCGGAGGCGGACGAUGAGGACGACGGCGUCACGUUCGAGCCGCUACCUAGCGAUUUUUGUGCUGAUGAAUAGUAUUCCGUAAGCUUUAAUGGUGCCCCACCAUGACCUGCUAUGUAUCUGACCAGCAGAAUUUUGGUUUUGGACAAGCUGAU
Molecule: messenger RNA, 690 nt
Organism: Panicum hallii
Lineage: Eukaryota; Viridiplantae; Streptophyta; Magnoliopsida; Poales; Poaceae
Product: E3 ubiquitin-protein ligase RDUF1-like
Exons: 1
Coding region: 329-610 (93 amino acids)
Source: RefSeq, a predicted model, not a curated record